GUGGCUGGCUGUCGACAUUCGUGCAUCCCGUCCGACGCCAGCACAGAUCCUAUAUACUCGAGGGUUUCACGAUUUUUUCACGUUCCCGCAGAGUGUGCCAACACAUUUCGAUAUCGUGUGUUUCAUCCCGAUUGGCCUCACGCCAGAAAAAAAGCAACUGUUUUUAAUAGAGAUUGUGGAUUAUAACGUUCCAGCCAACAAGGAUUAACGGAUUAUUAUUCGCUGUGGGCAAUAUUAUACCUUUCAUUUCUCCGGAAAGCGGGAUCGCUCCUUUUAUUUUUGGUUGGGGGGAGUUGUUCGGGUUGAAGACAUCAAAGAGACGUCGUCUCCAAUAUAUCACGCAGAUAGAAAAUACCGGAGGAAUCCAGCCGCGUCGUCUUUGAUUUGACAGACAAUAGGCUGUUGAUGCUCCAGGAUUUUUUUUCGAGGGGGAUCGAGUAGGAUCUUUGAUAGAACGUGAAAUCGAGAGGUAUCAGAGAUUAGAGACUCAGCCCAAGAUGCCAAUGAACCGCUAUCUAUAUUCAAACUGACUAAUAACAAUAGCCCUAGACUCAUCAAACAAACAAAAGAAGUUGCAUCGGAAACAUCAGAGAGACGCGGUGGAAUUUCAACAGCAGCAGAAGCAGCAAGGGAAUUAUUUAGUAGGAGACCAUCAAGUUGCCGGCUUUAUACCGAGCAGCAGAGGCAAAGUUCAAGGAUGCAGAUGACGUACACUGGAGGAGCCCUGAUCAUGGCUUUGUUGAUCCUCCGUUUCCAGCGAGGAAUCGCCCAACUGCCUUCAUCCAUUGGCGGCGGUGGCGGCGGCUGCCCAGUGACGCAAUUUCGUUGCGCCAAUUCCGGUCGUUGCGUCAACCUCAACCUCUUUUGUGACGGCCGCAACGACUGCGGCGACAAUUCGGACGAACCAGCUCAAUGUACACAUUGCAACCGAACGUAUUACGCCGGGACUGGCGAGAGCUACAGACUCCUCGUGGCUUGGCCCAAACUCAAUCAGAUGCCAUUCCUCUGCUAUUUGACAUUCACCACAGCCACACCGCAGGACCCGUCACAACUACUCCAGGUUCGGCUGGACACGGCGACGAUCGGUCAGUAUGUGGUCCAACACAGUCAGAGUGCCGGUGAAGUGAACGGACGUUGCCCGGAUGGAUGCAUGCAGAUCUUGGAAGGCGCUGCCGGGCAGCCGGCAUUGGCCAAGCUCAGUGCUGCUAGUGGCAACAACAACAACACUGGAAACAACAAGCAAAUAGUCCCGGGCGCGUGGUGCGGGGCUUCCAUCACACCACGGUUCUAUUACGCGGAAUCAACAUCCGUCACGUUCGUCCUCCAUUUGCAAACGAUUCCGCAGAGUUUGCUGCAAAAGAGCAAAUCUCUGCUGAUGGUCGGUGACACUUUACCGUCGUCACUCUCGGCUCAACAACUUCAUCCCAUCCUGGAUCUCACCUACAAGGCCCUACCUCGAGCAUCCGCCAUUGUCCGGUACGGAUCGAAGAUGAAAUCCAGUAGUGCUCAUCUGCUGGGGGAACCAGUGGCUGGAACUGUCUGUUCCAGGGCAUUCCGCCAAUGUGGCAGCAGCAGCAAUUCUUCGACCAAUAAGACCUCGCAGCAGCAACAAGAAGAACAGCAAUGUCGUGUCCAAUCACCUGGAUAUCCAGGCAUCUACCCACGCAAUGCUCAGUGUGUCUACAAGAUUUCGCAUCGACCGUCGUCGUCUGCUCCUUCCGGAAGCAGGACCCGUCGUUACGUCAUUGUCUUGUGGCAAAACGACGGGCGAAAAAUCAAUUUGAGAGAUUGGGACCAGCCGACCAGAGAUGCCAGUGGACAACAGCAACGGGCCAGCAGGUCCAUGGCCGAAUGUGAGGCCAGCGGAGAUUACAUUACCAUUUACGACGGGUCGAGCACUCAGGCGCCCGUUUUGACUCGUUUUUGUGACGGCCCUUUGCCCGAGGUCGUGUCCAGUUCGGCCGACGUCACGGUCGAGUUUCGCAGCUCGGCGCUGGACACGAUUUACGCCGCUUCGACGGCCAUCGAAGGUUUCGAACUCAAAGUGCGGAUUGUGUCGGUUGAAUCGCUUCCAUUUCAACUGCCGGCGGCGACGUCGACGACGGCCAGCAGUGCCGCUGAUAGUACGAUUAUCAGUUCGAGUGGUGGCAGCAGCAGCAGCAGCCGCACAAUCAUCACGGGAACGAGUAACAACAAGUGCCAGUGGAACGUGACGAGUAGCGGAUUAUCCCGGGGGCAACUCAGUUCGCCCGUCCAGACGUGGCCCCUACGGACCACCUGUCAUUUCCGGUUUGUGGGGCGACCGGACGAGCGAGUUUGGAUCUAUUUCGCCAAAUAUCAUUUUGAAAAGGAGAAGAAACGUCAGCAGCAGCAGCAGCAGCAACAACAACAGCAGUGCCGCAAUGCCCUGAGGAUAGCCGAAGGCGACGGAUUCGGAUGGGAUCCAACUUCAUCCGCCGUUGCCAACGGAACAAUCCGGCUCUUUUGCCGGGAUACGAAACCGCCCCCGCUGUGUGAAAGGCAAUUGUCUGUGCUGCAAUCGAAUUCGCGGGAUCAUUUCGUUCCUCCUCCGCCGUGUCUGGUGGGCGAAAGUUUCGUGUCGCAAGGAUCGACGCUGAGUGUUCAGCAAUAUCUUCCGGAAGGCACGGCUUUCUCGGCCUGGAAGUACGUUCUGGCCUACGAGUUUUUUCGCCAGAGUCAAGACGGCCAGCCUUUGGCGGAAGUUGAUGGCUGGACGAUCAAUAAGGACAAGACGAAGCCUUUAGCAGCAGCCGAUUGCAACCGACUGCUAAGUGUUCAGGGAAACCAGCCGGGAAUGGAGCUGCGCGGAAGCGUCAAAUCUCCUCAGAACGUCUUUUUAUUCGGGCGCGGUGGAGCCCGUCACCUCAAGUGCGUCUAUCGGUUCCAGGGAGAGGAGACGAUGCGAGUGGCCGUCGAAGUGACCCGCCUUCGCCUCGGGGGACGACCUGGUAGUCAGUGCCACAGUCGCCUGGAUCCGCUGACCCACCAGCGCCGCUGUCACAUUUUACGGUCGGAUUACUCGCCGGCAGCGGCUGGCGGCAAUGGAUCGACCACUACCACCUCAACGGCUUUCCUCCAGUUGAGGGAACGGCCAUGGGCAGGGCAGACUGCCGGACACAACGUCCUUCUCCAGAGGGACUGUCUCUGCGACACUGCCGGCCUCCAGCUGCCGUUCCGUUACGUCUCGACGGGCAGCGCUGUCGAAGUCGUCUUCCAAGUGACGGGAAUGACUCACGCCGACGACUAUCACGAUUUUUUUUUCGAAAUCUCUUACGAAUUCCUCGGGGGAAGUCCAGGAACGAGUAGCGGUAUGAAAUGCGCCAGCCAAUCAGAAUUGAAGCCGUUGCAGGGCCCAGGAGGAAUCAUCAAACUGGACGGGCUGCGGGGCCUGACGCUGGGCCGACAAAAUUCCGUCUGCAAUCGACAGAGUUGGUUCCUUUUGCCGAGCCGAGCCGACCGUUUCUUUUUCCUAUCCGCCAACGGAUUCCUCAUGAAUAAUCAAUCGAAUGGAGAAGAAGAAUCCGGCGCUGCUAUCGAUUGCCCCACCAAGAAUCGAAUUGUCGUUUAUUCGGACAGACAGGCUGACGGUCGCCCGCUUGCCGUCAUUUGCCCGUCUCUGAACCCGGAAGGAGGAGUCAAGAUUUUCAGUUCAACGUUCAACGCCGAGGACGCGGUAAAGUCCCUGGACCUGGAGAAUGAGGACGAAUGGCGCAACCAAUCGUCGCAGGACGUGAGCGGAGGCGUCGUGAUUGAAUUCAUCGCCAUUCAAAGUGGCUCGUACACGAUGAAAUGGCUGGAACUGACACCGCAAUCCGUCCUCAACCCCUUCAACAACAAAUCAAUGCUGACUGGAGUGGUGAUACCUCAUCUCGGCUCCGUUUCAUCACCUCCGUCGCAGCAACUCUAUCCGUGGUUCUUUUGCUCCACCUGGUGCCCGGAACUCAAGGCCUGCAUUGACUCUCAAUUGUGGUGCGACGGCGUCUACGAUUGCCCUUCGGGGGUCGACGAAUCAGACCAGCAGUGCUUGCACUCGACCCCGACAACAUCCAACAACGACAACAAUCAACCACCCGGCACCCGAAUCUCGUCGUGGAGCGUCCCCAAAGUCUACUGGUAUUUGAUUGCAGCCGGAAGUACGUUGCUGUCCCUCUUUGUCGUCGUUUCGUCCGUCAUGGUCUGUCGCAACGGUCAGCAUCCGCUCAAACAGCCCGGUUAUAACGAUCAGAACAACGCAACCGAUCCUGCUGGGCUCGUUUCCAGUCCGUCGCAGUCGUCGCCAGGUGCCGCCGGAGGAUCUUUCCGGCCGCUGCCAGUAGCGGCUCUCAACGACUACGUCUACCAACAACCGGACAACGGGAUCAUCGGCAGCAAUCGGUCGGUCGUUGUCGGCGGUCCUAACAUCAAGAUAGUCGGCGGCGGCGGAUCCAAAUCGGAUGGAAUAAACAAAGUUCCGUCCUUGUACCAUUACGAUAAGAAAAUGGCCGUCUCUUGACAAUCGGCCAGCACUUUGGAGAGCGACGAUCUGGAUCUGGAGACGACCGUUUGAGAAUACUAGUGCGGAAGCGAAACAUUUUAUUGCCAAAAAUGAAAUGCAGUCUACAGGAAAUCAAAUCUCAUUGCAUGACAAAUCACAAAGUGGCGGGAAAAAAUGUUUGAAUGUACUCGCCACCACCGGGCUCAAUGUUGAAAUAGGAUGCCUGCUGCUCGGCCAGCCACAGAUCGUAGCCGGUGUCGAUAUCAAUGCUGCACUCUGCGCUCAUCUCUACGAAGGAAAUCCUUGCAACAGGAACAAAAUAACAAAGUUUUGUUGGUUUGUUUUCUAUGAAAUAUUUUAAAAAAAAUUUGUACAUAUUUGAUCUCUGUGUUAUCUAAUUUUAAGGGCCAUUCCACUGCAUCGUAUUACGUGUACAUGAUCAUUCAAGAGUUUCUAAUGAGCAUUUCCAAUAAGAAAAAGAUGAAUAAUAAUAAUAAUAAAAAUGGGAAUUUUCUAUGCA
Molecule: messenger RNA, 5015 nt
Organism: Daphnia pulex (common water flea)
Lineage: Eukaryota; Metazoa; Arthropoda; Branchiopoda; Diplostraca; Daphniidae
Exons: 6
Coding region: 698-4513 (1271 amino acids)
Cellular component (GO): plasma membrane
Molecular function (GO): protein binding
Source: RefSeq, a predicted model, not a curated record